This is a messenger RNA of Prosopis cineraria, 1926 nucleotides long. RefSeq names its product protein disulfide-isomerase 5-2-like. NCBI's taxonomy places the organism in Eukaryota, Viridiplantae, Streptophyta, Magnoliopsida, Fabales, Fabaceae. Gene Ontology annotation, biological process: response to endoplasmic reticulum stress; protein folding. The record is from RefSeq and is a predicted model, not a curated record. Gene Ontology annotation, cellular component: endoplasmic reticulum. The transcript has 5 exons. Bases 173 to 1477 code for a protein of 434 amino acids. Gene Ontology annotation, molecular function: protein disulfide isomerase activity.
UUGUAUUUGAUUCUUUUUUUUUUUUUUUUAGCAAAGUAUUUGAUUCAUUUUAAAAAAGAAAAAAUAACAAAACUGAUAUAGUGGGACUGUCAAAUGAAAACCAAGAAGCAAAGGCGAGUCGACCGGAAAAGGAACGUUGAGAGUGGCCUUGUUAUUGUUGAUUGGAUCGAGGAUGAAGCGUUUGGUGGUAUUUGUUUUUCUUUUUGUUCAUUCUGUGCUCUUAAAUUUCUCGUCGCUUUCUUCCGCUGAGCUAUUCUCGGUGGAUGGCACGGUGUUGGAAUUGGAUGAAUCCAACUUCGACUCCGUCAUAUCGACUUUCGAUCUUGUCUUCGUUGACUUCUACGCUCCCUGGUGCGGUCACUGCAAGCGUCUCUCUCCCGAGUUAGAUGCAGCUGCCCCUGUACUUGCUGCCUUGAAGGAACCCAUUAUCAUUGCAAAAGUAAAUGCAGACAAGUUUACCAGCCUUGCAAAAAAAUAUGACGUUGAGGCAUAUCCUACUCUUAUGUUGUUCAAUAAUGGUAUCCCCACUGAAUAUCGUGGACCAAGGCAAGCAGAUUUACUUGUUCGUUACCUGAAGAAGUUUGCUUCUUCUGAUGUUUCCAUCCUUGAUUCAGAUUCUGCUAUCAGUGACUUUGUUGAAGCAGCUGGAACUUUUUUCCCCAUAUAUAUUGGUUUUGGGUUGAACGAUUCAAUGAUUGAAAAGUUAGCCCAAAAAUAUAAGAAAAAUGCAUGGUUUUCUGUAGCUAAAGAUUUUUCAGAGGAUGUUAUGGUAUUAUAUGAUUUUGAUAAGGUACCUGCUUUGGUUUCCAUUAACCCAAGUUACAAUGAGCGGAGCACUUUUUAUGGUCCAUUUGAAGAGGAAUUUCUGGAAGAUUUUGUUAAACAAAACCUGAUCCCUUUAGCUGUUCCUGUAUCCCAUGACACACUGAAGUUGAUGAGUGCUGAUGGGAGAAAAAUUGUUCUAACAAUUGUGGAGGAUGAAAACGAAGAAAAAACAAAGGAACUGAUUAAGUUAUUGAAGGCUGCUGCAUCUGCAAACCGUGACUUAAUAUUUAGUUAUGUUGGGGCUGCACAGUUGGAGGAAUUUGCAGAAAAAUUUGACACCAGCACUAAACUACCAAAGAUGGUCAUUUGGGAUGGAAGUGAUGAUUACCUUGCUGUUGUUGGGUCUGAAAGCAUAGAUGGGGAGGAUCAGUCGACCCAAAUAACUAAAUUAAUAGAAGGGUACAGAGAAGGCAAAACAUUACAGAAAAGAACUAGUGGCCCUUCACUGCUAAAAGUAAUCCAUAGAUCAUUCGACAUCAGAGUGGUUUACAUUUUUGUGUUUGUGGUGGCUGUAUUGAUGCUUAUUCAGACCUUGUACAAAGGAGACGAUGAUUAUGAGAGAGUGCCAAAUCAAGACCGGGGUGAUCAUGCUAGAAGCUCUGUCAUGGAGGGUCAAAGCAAAGAGUAUAAACCUGGAGACAAGCAAGAUUAAAUUAACACAUUGGCAGCCUACUUAAAACUGACCAGGGACAUUUCGCAGCAUAGCUUCUGGCUCUGGAAUCAACAUGCCUAUUGGGGAGCCUAGUAACUACGGAGAGGUUUUAAGUUUCCUUUUAGGGUGGCGCUGAAUAUCUCCAUUUUGAUGUGCCUACUUCUAUUAGUUCCUUCAUAGCCUCAAUGUGGCUUUACUUGUACAAUAUUGUGAUAUGUUCAGAGGCUGCUCUUCCCUCAAUGGCGGACAUUUAUGAGACCUGGAUGAUGGAUAACAGUUUUAAGCCCUUCAACUGCAGAUCGCAAGUUAUAAUGACUAUAGCUCGUUUAGUGACAAUGCGAUCACAAUUUCAUUGAAAACAUCUAAUGACUGCACCAUGUUUUCUGCUAGGGAUCCAUCCUCAAAUCUCGGUUAUUAUUUGUUUAUAUGGAAGCUAUGUUUUUUUUUUU